GCUGAACUUGAUCGCACGGAGUUUGACGAACGAGAUUUGGAAAAAUUGCGAAAAAAUGACGCUGAAGGAGAACUUUGGCUUCGUCUUUUUAUUCGUUCAAGACAGGGAGAUUUGGAGAAAGCUUAUAAGACUUUGGUAUUUAUUUUUUUAAAUUUAUUUAUUACACUUUGCCUCAACAGGCUUGGAAAAAGAAUAUCAUGCUGUUUAUGCAUGGCUAGUUUCAGUUGUACAAACUACGUUUAAUCUGCAUGGAAGCACAUGCAUGGAAAAAAUACUGCAUGUAUAUACUGUAUACUGUAAUCCAUGCUGUAAUCAUCCUAAUUUAUAACGAUACUCGAUCGUCAAGACAUGUUGCUCUAUUCAUAUAGGCGUACGGGCGGAGUGUGUGUGUGUGUGUGGGGGGGGGGGCAGAUAUUUGUCCGACAUAUCGAUGGAAAUUGCCCGAUAUUAUAUCAUGGGUUUAUUGAUAGAUGAAUAGAAGGUAAAUCUAUACAGACGCGCGGAAAUACAAAGUCAAUGUUAAAACGAUAUAUGAAAAUAUAAAACUAAUUACGAGUAUUUCUGGGAUUUUAUUCUUCAAUGUACAUUGAAAACUUGCCCUACAGUACUCCAUGCAAUUUGAAUUUAAUGAAAUAAAUUUCAAUCUGUCGUUCAGUUUCUGUGACUAAACAUCUAAACAAUAGUAUGACAAGCUACAUAUAUGGAGGCAAGCAAGCCCAGCAAAUUGUCCGAUUUUUUAAGUAGAAUCUGCCGAACUAAACACCGAGUAUUGGGUGGUGCAAUCCCCCAAUCCCCAUCUCGUACGCCCAUGUUUCUUUGCCAAAUCUGUGGAGUUUGUAACAAAUUGUGCUUGAUUACUGUAUAUGUUUUAUCAUAAUUACUGUAUAUGUUUUAUCAUCUUUAGAUAGAAUCUCUGAAAUGGCGAAAACAGUCUAAAAUCCGUGGUAGAGUAUUUCUAUAUAGUAUAUUUUGACCUCUUACGACCAGUGCGGCAUUGGUAUUAAUAUUCUUCAGCAUUUUCUGCCUGCAAAGCGUGCGAUUGCAACUGCAAAUUACAGUGUAUAAGUAUUUUAAUACUUAAAAGUAAGUGGGUGAGUGAGUGGGGGUAUGAAUCAUUCUUACUUGCAGCUGAGAGCCAAGCUGAUUUGCGAAAGACACAGCUCAACCUGAUCGAUUCGAGGGUCAGUUUACUCAGUUAGGGGCUAAUCCCAACCCACCCUGUCAACUUUCCCUGUGGGAGGAAACUGGACUACCUGGAGAAAACCCACGACUUUCACUUUUGGUAGAGCGUUGACUAACUCUUUUCGCAUCUUAAGUGUCAUUUGUCCGCAACGAGAAUCGAAGCCAUGAUCUCAGAGGUUGCUCUGACGACUGCACCACCGACUGCCCCUUCAAAGCAUAUGAAUGAUACAUCAUAUAAACAUCAGCGUACUUCGUUGCGGGUGCCACGAGCCUGGGAAUAAGGUUGGCUACAACCUACCUGCCUGGAUUGUACGCGGUUCAAUGAUCAGUUGCAUGAUUUUAGGAAGUACAGUGAGCAGCAAUGACUGGUUCAGUGAUACGUUUGAGUUAUGUGAUGCUUACAAAAUAUUUACUGAUUGAUUAUCUCAAGUUUAACAACACAUCUGAACAUGCAGUAUAUAUGAGACAAGAUUAUUGAUAUUAGAUAUUAUUUUAGAUGUUAAACUGGAAAAUUGGUUAGCAGAUAAUACCAAGAAAGAAAUUCUAGAGGGAGAAGGCAUCUUGUUCUAUCAUAAUACUGAUAAGAAAGAUAAUCCAAUAUGUAAGCAAAGUCAUAUAUCUGGUUUCAUCCAAUUUCCGAUAAUUUUGUUGCAAUCAGAGGCGAAGCUGAUCUUAUUUAUUUGGCCGAAACGCGGGAAUUAAUUAAGAGGCGCAGUGAACUAACGUGAACCAAUAAUGAGUAUAGUACAUAUUAUUUCGCAAAAACGCACAAGUUGUAACAAACCUGCAGCAGACUUUUAUAGCAAUGCUGUUCCAACAACUUGUCAACAGGAUGUGUUCGCACUGCUUGUUCCCAUCUUGUUACAAGGUGGCUGUGCUCAACAGACUUGUUACAAGUUGUUCCAAAACAACUUGUUGUCGUCCUGCAUGUAAUUCAACAAUUUGUCAACAAGUUGUUACUGACAACCUUGUAGCAACCUGAUAAAAUAACAGAUUGUUACAACUUGUUGGCAAGCUUGCUACGAGCCGGUUGCAAACACAUCUUGUUGACAAAUUGUGAGAUUUUUAAAUGUACAUGUAAUACAGUAGCUUUGAUGAUGAGUAUAUACAGCAGGGUACGAUAAAUCACGUAUUUCGUACCAGAGGUAAGCCAAUAUUACAUACGUUCUGUACCUCUUUAUUUUCAGUACCUCUUUAUUCUCUAACUUUGAUCAAGUCCGAGGCGAAUCCGAGGACUGGAUCAAAAUGCGAGGACUUGAAAUCUAGUCCAGUCCGGAUUGGAGGAUUUGAAAUGACAUCUCAUGUGAAUAAAUCACUAUUUAAUUAAUUUUGAUCCAGUCCAAGGACUGAAUUAAUUUUGAUCCAGUCCUAGGACACUACAGGAUCAAUGUACUUCAUCAGGUAUCCAGUAUUAUCAUGUGAGCAAAAUAAAGCAAUAUGGUUUUCUAAUUUACUCAUGAAUUAUUAAUGCAUGAGUUUGAGAUAUGUUUAUGCUCUACUCGUUUUGACAUUUUAAAUAUAGCAUAUAGAGUCGUAAGAGACUGCUGCUUAUUUUGUUCAUAUACUGUAUAGUUUGUACUGUAUACUGUAGUUCCAAUAUAAUAAUUUCAAUAUUUUCCUUUCAGUGAUAUUUCAGGGAAAUAAAUAUGAAUAUAAGAAAGAAGACAACAAAGAACAAGUGCUUGAAGAUUUGUUUGCCUAUCUUUUGGAGAAACAGGUUGAAUUUAACGUUUAUAUAUUUCCUAGAAAUUGUUUGUGCAUGCCAAUAUACAGAGGGGCUCAUGAGGGCUAGUGCCCUGUUGAAACUUCAUCAGAAGGACAGUCUACAAAAUUUGGUUUACAGUGUAUUUCAAGAGCUACGUGCAGGUCCGUAAUACCAACCUUUCAGAGGCCAAGACAGCGCUGACUUUUAGAAUGACUUUUUGAGUUUUGUCUCACAUUUAAACAUGCUUUUUUAGCAAUACUGCAUGUUUUUGUGUAUAAUGUUUAUAAUUCUUGUGACCGUAUGUUUACCUUUGUUCAGCAUCAACAACGUAUGGGAAAGCAAAUUAUGGUUAUAUGCGAUCAUCAAAACGCGACAUUGGAACAUAUAGUAUGAACUUUAAUUUUACUUCAUUUAAAUUCUACAAAUUUUUUUUUUUUAAUUGGGAAAGUUUUAGAAUAAGUCGUAUGCAGUUUAUGGUUGAGUAAAAUGUCCGUAAUAUUCAGCAUUUUUGUUUCAUUCAUUUUGUUUUGUUUCAUUCAUUUAAUGAAGAAUGGCAUUGAAUAUUAGAAGUGUGCUUACAAUGUGUAUAUCUUCUUACUUAGGAUUUGAAAUUCUUCAAAUUUGUCGUUAAUUUAUUCAACAUUUAUUACCCUAAUAUACUUGGUAAGUAAUAUUGUAAUAUUAGUUUGUUGUAUGGAGUACUGCAGUAAUUAAAGGUUUUAAUGCAGUUACCCUUUUUAUAUUCAUUUGUUUAUAGAUUCAUUUCUGGUUGUCGGUGUUUCAUGGCGUGUUUCUUGUACGUAUACCAUUUAAGGUUUAUAUUAGAAUAACAUUUUUUGUAAUAUUUUAAUGCAAAUUCAUCAGCUUUGACUUUAUUACUUCAGCCAGGAUACCUUAGACUCUGAUACCUUACUGUCUCUUCCUAACUUGAGAAGCAACGUUUAAUAUUUUCUAGUUAACUACGUAAAUGAAGCUGUUUAUUACAGUAUAUACUAAAUAUGAACAGUGUAAGUUUAUUGUCAUUGUCUCUGUGUCUUUUCAAGCUGCAUGGAGAAACAUUCAGAAAUGGCUGAGUCCCGAUACGUCACCCAAGUUCAAGUAAGUGUGUAAUACCCAUAGUUUGUUAACUCACUCAUUGUAUUUUGUAUUAGUGGUUUAGGUAUGCUGUCUUUAGUUGUGGUAUUUAAAGCACGCAUCUUCUGAUAGUUUAUGCAGUUUUUGCAUGCAUGUUCCGUGAAAUUUGAGAAUUAUAGGGGUGACAGUUACACCUGGAAAUAGUGGUGGAUCUUGGGAACAUCUUUCCAAGAAAAUAUUUUGGUGACCAUUAUGUUAAUUAAGGCAGCCAUGCAUUCAUAUUUCAGUAUGAAAGAAACUUUUAUAUACGUUCGAUAUCUUCUCUAGAACUACGCUCAGACCUUGAAAUUAUUCCAGCCCUUCUUGGAUCCCAUGCUAAGAGGCAAAUCAUUUCUUUGUAAAUACUGUGGUCAAAUUACAUUUAACAGAACUUAAACAUUCAUUCAGACAGCUGUUGGGCAUAACCUGUGAUUAACUUAGCGAAAUCCAUCGAAUUGAAAAAUUAAACAGGAUAAUCUUUUGUUUUUAGCUUUCGGCCAGGCUAUCGCAUAUAAUUUUAUGCACGUUACUGAUAUUAGCCUAUCAAAUUAAAUCGUAGUAAGUGCUUAUAAUUUAGUUACAGUGACAACAGGAGAAAGAAAUAGGGCAAAGACCCAACUGACAUCAAACACGCCUUUCAAGACGAAUAUACGCAGAAUCACUGAACUAUCUGGCGUCUUCACUUCAUGAAAGCAAUAUUGAUACUGUAUAUACCCUGUGUUUCCAUUUUCAAGGAAAUUUCACGAAAAUUAUUUUAGUGUAUGAAAGUAUAAUGAUAAAGGAAAUCCAAUUCCAAGGAGUUUUUAAUGUUUGGUCAAGGAAACCAAAGACCUUUUGAGGCCAUAUAUAAUACCAAUCUACUAAGUCUAGUUUUUUCUCUAUUUCUGCCAACCAAAAUUGGAAAUCCUUUUUUGGAAACCAAAAUAUUUUCUUGGAACGACAUUCCCAGAAUCCACCAAUAAUUCUAGGUGUGACUACUUUUACCUUUCACACCGUUGGCAUUUUUAAUCCGCUUAUGUAGUAUUUUUGGAGUAUUUUUUCUUCUAUUUAUAGAUUUGUCGAGCAGGCACAACUCACCGAUUAUGUUGAUAAAUCAAAUCUUCUUGUCUCUUUGGGUGGACAGGUAUGUUUUUACACAAUUGUCUUUGACACUACUUACAUGCAGUCUAUUGGGUUUCCAAUAUGUUUCGCACUUUUUUAACAUUUUUAACCAGAGUGCAGCAAAACAUUUUGAUGAUUGAUAUCUUUUUCAAACUGAAACUCGAUUUUUCCAUUGAUCACAAAUUGCAUGUGCAUGAAUGCUACUGUAUAUAUAACUCAUGUCAAGUCACUCUAAAAACACUCUGGUUAAAAUUGCUGGUUAAAUAUAACAAUUUAGUUAACUUGAUAGGACAGGACUUUCUAGUUUAAUUAACCCAGGGAUGGAUCCAGCUUGGUCCGGUAGGGGUUGGGGGGUUGCUCUGCCAGCCUCUGGUGCCGAGUUACAAAUGGUCAGGCGUGCCGCCCCGCCCAUCAACUUUCAUUUCCACUACUCUAAAGUCUGCUUGACUAUUGUAUUUUGAAUUGUGAAUUGUUGGUUCACAGUUUGCUUAUCAUCAUGUUAUUAAUUAAAAUUACUGUCUCAUUUGGUUUCUAAUAAUUUUGCUUAUCAUGAAAAAUAGCACCUCCCUGCACUCUCUGGCUGUGCUAGGGGUGUACAACUUCCAGUAAAUCCAUCCCAGAAUUAACCAGAUACCAGAUUAUGUUAGGUGGAUAAAUAAAUAACCAGGAGCCCUGGAUUAUUAACCAGGAAUAUUAAGUUAACCCAAAUAGGGUUAUUUCUAGGUUAAUCAGGGAAUUUUAACCAGAGUGUUCAGUGGCGUAGCUACGGAAACUUUGAAUUUUAAAAGUCUGGAAUGGCCAUUUCCUGCGAUUUCAUGGAAUUUUCAUACUUUUUUCAGAAAAAAAUUUGGUAACUUUUUGAAAUCGUUUUUCCGUGAAUUUUUAUCAUAUUUCACUAUAUACUUUUUAACUUAACUGAAUAUUUAGCUUUAUAAUAUUACGGUCAAGUCGCGAAAGAGGAAAAUAUCUUGUAUACAAUUUAAAUAAAUAAAUGCACUUCUGUAAUAUGAUCUAUCACUUGCUUGGAAUUGCGUAAGGUCAAUAGAUGUCGCAGUGUGCUGUUGAAUACGGCGUUUUAUACACUAUAACGUUAUGGCUAGCAUUUCGUUAAAAAUUAACUACGUUUGUCAGUAAUGUGUUAAACUAUAACGGAGUGGUAUCAACUACGGACCACCACACUUGGCACUCUUGAUGCAAAUCAGUACGCCCCCCCCCCCACCCCCACCCCCCGAUUUCAUAUUAUAGAUCACGCGACAUGAACACGUUUUUGAGUUCAAGGGUUUAUUUGUGAGAAUGUGAAGUAAACACAAGUGAGUGUAUAUCGAAUACAGAUCGGUAUAUAAUGGUGCCGUGACUAGGAUUUAAUUGAAGUGAUUUCAAGGCGUAAAAUGUUAGAAAACACAGAAGUAAACGAACAAAUUAUGGCGGAGGAGUAGACUACGAAAACAAACAACGACGAGAUUUCUCGCAUGGAAAGUGGUAUUAAAAACGAAAAUUUUAGACUGGAAUUACUAGGAAAACAAGGGAGUUACUAGAGUCAAUGGGUUACGAGGAAAUGGUGAUUGUAGGGCAAAGAACGGCGAAAGUCAGCGAGACAUUGACGAAUUUAAUAUCGAAUGCUGUGGAGUCAAAAAUUGAGUUAAAUAUGACACCGCGAAGUGAGACAGUGGCGAGGUGAGAUAAAAGCUAGCUAUUCGCAUUUACUCGAAGAGAGGGAAAGAUAACCAAAGCAUUUCGUCUGAAACAGCUAGAUGUUAAGCAAGACGAAAAAAUGAGAAUUAUUGACGCGGAAAAACGACAACAAGAGAAAGCUGAAAGACAACAACAAGAAGCUAGAGCGAGACAAGAGGAACAAGACGGAUGAGUAAGGCGAGAGAGACUGGAGCGAGAACGUGAAAUGUUAGAAGAGAGACUAAAAUACGAGUUGAGAGUAACUGAGAAAAGUCUAGAAAUGGAAAAUAAAGCUAAAUCUACUCAAGCAAAAUUACCUAAGUUGAGAACUUCUCAAUUUAAUGACACACCAACUGACUGGAUAAGAUUUGAAACCAUGUUCACUACAUAAGUGCAUGACAAACCAAUAAGUGAUGAGGAGAAAUUUGGUUAUUUACUGGAGAUGGUCAGUCACAGGUUCGAGAGAGAAUAAGUAAUUUAAAGCUUAGUAGGUAUAAUACUGCUUGGGAGAGAUUAAAAGGAGACUACGGACAUACCAACUUAGUUGUGAACGCCCAUAUGGACGCUAUUGUUAAUUUACAAGUUGUAAAGGGAUCUAAUUAAGAGAAGGUGAAAGAAUUUUAUGAGAAGGUUAGUUAAUGUUAUGAUGCAUUGGAAAUAUUAGGACAAGCAGAACACUGAUCUGAUCAGAUCUUGUCAGAACGGAUGAUAGAUGAGAAAAUUGGAGCAUGAAAGAUGUACUUGAGAGCCUUCAACAGUGGUUGAAAAGAAGUAGGAUGGCUGGAGAGGUGUCUAAAAUCCCUACUGAUAAUACUAGCAGAGAGAGACGUACAAUGCAUGGUAUGCACAAAAAGGCAACGGAAAGCAAAAGAAGAAGAAGUGUUUGUUCUGUGAGGGAUCCCAUUGGGCUGACAACUGUCCUAGCCAGGAUACGAGAGAAAAAAGGAAAGCAUUCUCUGUUACACGUAAGCUGUGUUUCAACUGUGGAUCAGCAGGUCAUAGAGCUGGUUAGUGCAGAGGUAGAGGGUGUCAUACAUGUCAAGGGAGACGUCACACAAGUUUAUGCGACCGAAAACGAAACUUGGACCUUGUUCUUGAUGCAUAUACUGAUGAUGAAGAGUCGCUGGUCAGGGAGAUAUUUCGUGUCAAACGAUGCCAUCAAAAGGUUGAAAUUGGAGCCAAUACGACAUGAAGUUCGACAAAUUGUAACCAUAAAUGGGUCAAAGGAACAAUCACUACCCAUUUAUAAUCUUGAGAUCAAAUCAGUUGAUGAGAAACAAGUGGAGACUGCUGAAGUUACAGGAUCAAAAAUGCAAACCUUUACAACAAUCAUGAGACCAAAUAUAAGUGUAUUGAAGGAGAAACUUGAACAUGCCAAAGAUAAACAAUUCUCUGUUACAAAGGAUGACAAGUACCCAAUUGACUUGAUGAUUGGUGACAAUCUUUACUGCAAGAUUAAAACCGAACAAGUGUUUAAAGGGAAGUGUGAUGAGCUGAUUGUUGAGGGAACCACGUUUGGCUGGGUGAUCCAUGCAUGGUGGUGACUAUCCUGUUAGCGAAUGUCUAUUUACUACGGAAGUUUCGGAUUAUGAGAGACUGUAUAGUUUGGACAUACUUGGAAUCGAGGACAGAAGAGAGAACGAUCAGAACGAAGUGCUAUUAGAGUUUACAGAGAACAUUGCAAGGAAGGUUGAUGGCAGAUACGAAGUUAAUAUACCAUGGGUAGAGGGGAUGAAUUAACUGAAGCAAAUCUUGAACAGAGUAAACGUAGACUGAGUAAUGUGGAGAGAAAGUUAAGGCAAGAUGACGAACUGUCGAGGUGGUAUGAGGAAAUAGUGAGAGAGCAGCUAGAGUCCGGAAUUAUUGAACAUGCCGCUGAAGAACCAACUGGUAAUAGAGUCUUACAUGCCACACAAACCAGUGGUGAGAAAUGAUGCAUCGACUACCAAAAUUCGCAUGGUGUUUGAUGCAAGCGCAAAGCCCCAACCUUUAGCAAGCAGUCUUAGUCAGUGUAUGCAUACAGGCCCCCCUCCACAACCACGUUUAUGGGAUAUUAUGAUACGUGCAAGAAUGUGCACCGAUAUUUUGCUCACAGACAUACAAAAGGCAUUUCACCAUUUCCUGAGUUUCCAGCAAGUAGACCAGUAACAAAGAAAACUGUGCUUAGCAAAAUAGGGAGCAUCUAUGACCCUUUAGGUCAUUUUUCGCCAACCCUAGCAGCUGGAAAGCACAUUUGUCGGGAAAUUUGCGAAGAGAAAGUGACUUGGAAUGAGGAGGUGUCAACCGAGUUGAAAACAAUGUGGUUUAGAUGGACAGAACAGUUGGAAAUCGUAGUAAUGGACAAAGAACGACACUUGAACAAUAGACUAUUAACGUACGUGGAAGAUGAAUUAGGCAAAGACAGAGUGUUGACUCCAAACACGAUCUUGUGGGAUCAAAAUUCCUAUACGGUUGAUGAAGAUUUCGAAGAAGAAAAACUGACGCAGUUUGAGAAACGUCUACAGCACGCUCGACAACAUGUGUGGACACGCUGGAGAAAGGAAUAUAUUCAUAGUUUGAAGGAGUCGCACAGAAUUCAGAAAGAAUGAUCGGAGCUUCCGGAUUUAAAUGAGGUUGUGCUUGUUGUCGGAGACGAGAAAAAUCGAGGAGGAAAGGUUAUAAAACGCAUUAAAGGAAAGGAAGGAUCGGAGUUAUUAGAGUGGUGUCGCUCGUACACAAAGGGCACACCACAGAGCGACCUUUGCAACUCGUACGCGACCAGAACACAACCAGUACGCGAAGAGAACGUGGUUGAAGACGAAAAAGAUUCACAUAAUCAGAGACCAACUAGGGAAGCAGCCAGGAGAGCAAGAGAGUGGUUAAAGAUUGUAGCUCAGGAUGACGAUUGGGAAGAACAUUGAGUAUAAAAAUGAAAAUUUGAUUUUUUUUAUAGGGGAGUGUGUGGGGAGCAAGCCUUUUAUUACGAACACACUUCACACACACCGCUUCAUAUUAUAGAUCACGUGACAUGAACACGUUGUUCAGUUCAAUGGUUUAUUUGUGAGAAUGUGAGACUUUUAUGUAAAUUUAUACUUUACACAACGCAAUAAAACUAAAAGUAAACACAAGUGAGUGUAUAUCGAGUACAGGUCGGGAAAACGCUACGGUAUCAAAAUUGCUGCAGCGCAACUAUAGUGUAAAGGCGGCCAAAUAUCUAACAUAAACUUUGUAAAUCUAAAUUGGUAUAUCAUUUCUUAAACUCUAUACAAGCACUCGUGUUUCAAUGCGUAAAGCAGAUGAACUGUGGCAGUAAAUGAUACGCUUAUACUUCAUAUCAAUACGAGAGGCUUCACAAAUGUUUGUAUUCCCCAUUAUAUUGUAACUCAAUCGAGUCUGUAUUGUCUGUUCACAUGCAUUUCGUGAGCUAAAAUAUCUUAGCAGAAACUAGAAAUUAGAUUUUAAAAAAAGUUUAAAAAAAGUUUUAAAACAAUUUUAAAAAAGAAAAGAAAAAGUUUAAAAUUUUAAAAAGUUAGAUUUUCAAAAAAGUUCAAAAAAAAGUUAGGGUUAGUGGUUAGUGGUUGGGGUUGGCGUUAGUGUUAAUUUAGGGGUGAGAUGCCGCGAAUUUAUCAUGAUAAAUUCAAAAUGUGCCGCGAAUUUAUCAUAAUGAUAAAUUCGGACGUGUUUAAGAAUACGUACUCAUAUAGUAAAUUCAAAGUAAUUUAAUUUAAUUUAUAAUUUAUUACACUUUGCCUCAACAUGCAGGCUUGGAAACCGCAACAGCUACGGCCAUUUACUGCGGAUCCAUUAAAGGUAGAGGUAGAGCUCAUGCUGAUAUUUAUAGCUUGAGUAAUCUCAACAGAAUAGUAAAACGUGUGUUUAGUCACGCAGAAACCUCGCUAGAAAAAAAACAAUACAACUCCAACACCUGCCUUCUCGAGAUAGCAGGAGUUCGACUUUGUAAACAGCCGUUUUGAGCAUGCGCAGGGCUGAUUAUCCAAUCAGAAACCAGGAUUUCUUGUAUUAAAUAUUAUAGCAACUCCUGCCUUCUGAAGAUAGCAGGAGUGAAACACGAGUCGCGUGUGAAUCAAUAUAUUGCCAAGAAAUGAGAUGUUGUAGGGGGUUACAGUUGCUAGGUAACAGGCUGUAAAAUUGCGUAAAUGUAAUAGAAAGCGGGAAAUGUUCAAAAAUAAUAAUAAGACCAGAAAAAUGAAAUGAUAAAUUUUUAAAGUUUUAAGAUAAACAAAGCAUUUUAUUUGGAACUUGGAAAAUUAUUUCUCUAUUUUGUGGAAAGUUUUAGUCCUGCUGAGCAUGCAGGACAAAUAUAACCGCUAGUUACGCCACUGAGAGUAUUUUUAGAGUGAACGAAUACAGGAGAUGACUUUCACUAAUCUCUUUGUAGGAUAAAUACAAAUAUAAGUUCCCUCAUGAAGAAGAAACACAACAUCCUUUCGAACCAUCGUAAGUUAUUUCUCUGUAUAGUCGAAACGUAACUCUUUAUUCGGUGUUGCCGUUGUUUCAAGUGUGUAUAUCCUCUAUACAAGUAAAUGUUUAUUGAUUUAAAAAAAAACGGUCAUAUAGCAUUUUCUGUAUCCCAAAAUUCCCUCCAAUUGGCAGAGUAUAUAAUUUUUGUGUGCAUUUCUGUAGAGUGAAUGAAACCGGUAGCUCGAACGAUCUUGAUACCCAAAGUCCUUUUGAAGAUGCUAUUGAACAUAGUGAUGACAAAAUUGAAUCAAUUAUUCCGGAGGAAUUACCGCCAGAAAGUGUAACUUUGACUACAACAGUAAGAGCUCGGUUGUGACACAUUAAACUAGGUUUCCAUAUGGUCGUAACGAUCUUUCUCUACGGCCAGGUUAUAACAGUCUUUUACUUGUAAACCACAUGUAUAAAUCAUAGGUAUUCUCUAUUUAUUCUCUGCCUAUUUUCAGCCCCAAAUUGUUGUAUUUCGGCUGUUGAGAAAGAUCGUGGCUCGAUCUUUACGACUGUUACGACUAUAUAUGGAACCAGGCUUUAAACAAUUAAACCGUGGAUGAUUAUCAUAAUUGAUUAUAAUGAUUCCUGCCAGUAUAUAUCUUUGCUGGGAACCAUGUACAUUUGACGUUUGGGCUGCUAUAAAUCUACCACAAUGGUCGUACAGUUCAAGAAUGUUGCUUACGAUAGAAGCAACCGUUUUACGUUCAGAAUAAUGAUAAUUUAUACUAUAGAAUUACGUUUGUUGCACGGAAAAACAACCGUUUGCAAAAUUUUCACUGACUAUUUAAACAGAUCUGCCAAUCAUUAACAAUCUUUUUUACGGACUUCACCACACAUGCAUGUACACGCUGUAUAAUUUUUGAAAUCUAGGCGUUCCGCGGUUAAGUUAUUCUCCCUAUAUCGAAGCAGUAAUUUUAUAAAACAUAAAUUCAGAUUAUGUAAAAAUGCUACAGUGAAAGAAGUGGUUUCGAUAAAAGUACAAAUUUUCAACGGAAGCAGCAAGUUUCAUUUGCAGUUUGAAUUGUAAAACAUAUACCUGCAAAACAUAUACCUGUAAAACAAAACCGUAAAUCGAGUUGCAUGCCAAGCACUAUUGAGUUGCAUGCAUGCACUAUUAGCUGAAGACUACGCCUGAUUUUGGUUAUAAUAAUUGCAUGUAACUGCCGCGAUUGAAAAUAUUAUAUCUUAUUUUUAUAAUUAAAAAUAUGAGUAAAAUUAAGGCAAGAAGUAGUGAAAGUUUGCCUCUGUGAAUUCAAAGCUAACGUUUAAAAAACUCAGGCAGCCGACGGUUUGAAAGAGAUUAUGAAGAACAACAGCACCUUUAUUUUAAUUCAUUACAAAACAAGGACAAUUUUGAAAUUUUAAAGAUUGUAAAUUUUCGUAAAAAUUAACGAUUUCUAAAACCUGCGCUAAAACUUGCCUUUCUAAUUCAUAUAUUGAUUUUGUAAUUGAUGUCGUUUUUAUUCUAUAGGACUGUUUCUUCUACAGAUACAAAUAAGGAAAUUUAUUGUUAUGGCCGUUUAUAUAGAAUACUUUUGUUCAGGUUUUCUGUUUGCAAAAAUGUGGAUGUAAAAAUAUUCAUUUCGCAUAACAGGUGGUUAUAUAACCUUGCUUGUAACCUGGCAACCGCAGGCAAGGAUGGCGUCGUAAGUCAAAACAAUCACUGAAAAAAUAUAGAUAUUUAAUCUUGAACGAGAACUAAUUUAUAGCAGUCUGUUUAAAAAAUAUUCCAUCUGUUUAUGGAUUCUGUGUGUAUUUUAUUUGUUUGGGUGGAUUAUUAUAUAACUUUUGAAUGUUUGUGACAGGUGGUUUGUAAGUCGUGAUUUUUAUACAUUGAAUUUGUGCCCAUGCAGCCAUAGUGUUGUAGAAGUUUAUACAAUGAACUUCUUCUGAUUUUUAGAGUAUGGGUAGUUCAAUGGCAACAAUGCAGCUCAGACGCGUAAGUAUAUAUAGUCACUUUAUUUAUUAUCUUUCACUUAAGAAACAAUUGUGUUCUCCAUAAUAUAUAUGUUAUGCAUGUUUUUAGAAUAUUCGCGUGUAAUGUACCCGUGACCAACUCAAACUUCAUGUCUUAACCUUUUUUAGCGUAAAGGUCGUGAUAGUCAACAAUCGUCAAUUGAAGAGAUAUCAUCCCUUGAUGAGGAAUCUCAGCCUGAACUUACAAUCAGGUACUUGUUUAACACACUUUCGGUAAUGCUUUUUUGAGCCCUGAAUAGAAAAUGUAAAAAAUUGUAUCUUUAGGCUAAUUUUAGCCAGUACUAAAUGGUAAAAUAAUUCUAUGACCAAAAUACUGAAGUUAUGCGCUGUAUGAUCUUGGGCGGAGUAGUCAGAUGGAUCCGCCCUGAUUAGGUUUGUAUACACAAAUCUUGUACAAUGUAAAUAGUGGUACGAAAAAUUAAAUUAAUGGUGAUUUCUAUAAAACGCAAUUGAUUUGAAAAGGUGGGGAAGAAAAACGAAGUUUCGUUCGAGGAAAGUCGGCGAAGGUCAUCCUGAUGCGGAGAGUCUAUCAGGUUGCCGGCACCCGGCGAAUUUCUCCGCCUCUAACGUCGACAAUCGCCGGUUGUUUCUGGAAAUCAUUUCCUUCUUACCACAGAAAUGUCAAGGGUUUAAUACUUUUUAAACCAUAAAUUUUACACGAUAUUCUUUAUUAAAUAUUUUGGAUACUGUGACGAAAUCUCAAAAACAACUCUCCAAAGAUGGCUGGAAAUGCCAUUUCAAAGAGUCUACAUUUCAAAAUCUCCAGGGGUAGACGAUCUUGGUUGGUAGUAUAUGUACGUUCGGCACCAUAGCCAGUGAACCUACUUCUUUCAAAAAAGCCUCCUACUCCAAAUUCUAUUGGGAAUCCUGGAUGCAGGUUUUUAGGGAGUUCGACAAACUGCUACCGCGGCAACUGCAGUGAAAAGUUCAGUAAAUCAUUUAAAAUGUCGAUAUGCACUGAUUAAUGGUGACAUUUAUGUUCCGGGGGGUGUGUUUCUGAAAUUGUUUGAAGGUGGACCAUCCCCAUAGAAAAUCCGUUUUUGAAAAAUUAAUUUUAAUUGGUAAUUUCUUGAACUCACCACAGGCCGCGGACUUGCUUAAGCAGCUUUGUAAUUUUCUGUAUGUCCCAAUUCAAUAGAAAUUGUGAUUGCGAUUGUUUUUUGUUUAUCUGUUAUUGUAAACGAUCUGCCCCGUGUUUGCAAAAAUGGAGUAGGCAGUGCUCGAAAGCAUGAUAUUUAUCCAACGUACAAGGUCAUCGAACGAAAUUUGUUUAUCUACGAAAAUUAAUGGCUUGAUCUACAGUCUAAACAUUCAUCUAAAUAUAACCAACAUUUACAAAUUGUAUGUAGCUUCAGCCGUUUAUAUUUAUACUGCGGUCGACGCUGAAUCCCACACACGGUUAAAUAUUUGUAAUAAUUUAUAAAGAGACUUUAAAUUAUUAAAGUGUUUAUAAUUAAAUUAAUAUUCGUAAUAAGCAAGUUUCCCUUCGACAGUUUUCUAUAGUGGAGCGCACGUGCUCGUAGGUAGUCUACAAAAUUCCCAUGACAACCAUAUUCAAAGUACUAUAAUUUUUGUUUUCGAAAAGCUGCCUAAUUUGCGGCGGAAAACUUGUCAAUUUUUAGCGUAUAAUCAGUGCUCUCAUUUCUCAUUGCCUGGAAUUCCUUAGAUUCUCGGUAAAAAAUUCCUCAGAUUUAGUAAAAUUUCCUUAAACGAGGGGUAGGCAUGUUUUUUUGGUAAUUCAUGGCCUGAAUGAUUGAGAAUUACAAAGUUAGGUUCCCAGAAUUUUUGUCUCAUGUGGGAAUUGGGAUUUUGAGCAGCAUCGUUAGAAGGGGAUUUUACAUUGUUGGUCAAGGAAUAUCUUCCUUCGAAAAAUGUUUGCAGUCCUGAAUGUAAAAGACUGUAUUUCCUGCGUUUUUAAAAAGUAUUUUUGCAUAAUACAGCUAAAUUGACUGAAUUUUUAAAUAUUAUUUCAAUAUUUUCAAAUAUUAUAGAUAAUAACAAAAAAUUCCUUAGAAAUUCCUUAAAAAUUCUAUUUCCUUAAAAGUCUCCUUAGAAACUGACAAUUUCCUCAGUUUAAGGAAAUUUCCUUAAAACUGAGAGCCCUGCGUAUAAUACACGAGCCAAAAGCUUGACAAGAGACUGGCUCGUCUGUACGUAAACCAGGAGAAUUUGCGAAAAACGCAACUAUCUAUAGACUCCUGGUUAGGUCUGAUAAUGUAUCUGGAUUUGCGGUUGAAUAUCGCACUACCUCUCACUGGCUUAGUACGCUGAUUGGUUGAUCGGAUAUAUCAAACACAUCUGAUUGGUUAAUGAUCGCUUCAUGGUAACGGUAACGGUAGUGGAAGUCAAAUCUAAAACCUCUCUACUGAUUACUGUACUCUACAUAAAUAGACACAAGAAUGUUAACAGUUCAUUCAUAUGUAGACUAGUAGGGGCGAAUAUUUCGUUCCGCCCACCCUGUAUGACCUAUAUACAACCCUGUGACGAGUGACUGCCAUGAUCUAGCAUCUACAAAGAACCCUUUUACUGUACUGUAUUAGUUCUAUUGCACGAGAUGCUCCAAAAUAUCGAUAUUUAGUUGAGAUAUUUGAGAGGGUCAAAUCAUAAUACAUCAAAUCAGAACACGUGUCCGUCUUUGUUGUAAAGUGGGUAAAUGUAUAUAGGUGGGCUUGCUUUAGAGGCGUAAGUGCUUGGUAAUUGCGCAUGUUAAUUGCACAACAAAUAUUUAAUUGAAAUCUUUAUUUAAUUGGAUAUAUUUUCUUAUAUAGCCCGAGUGAAGAAAUCACGUUCCAAGAGACUGUAGACGCUAAAGAAGUUCGAGAAACCUUGACGCUCAAGAAUAUUUGUGGGAACAAAGUUAUUUUUAAGGUGAAUGUAAUAAUAACCUGGUUCAUGUAAUAAUCAAAGACCUGCAUAUUGUGGCAACCUUUCCUGAGAUCGUGGUUUUCUUGCACGGGCAACCUCCCACUCAGAGGUAAACCCCUGUUCUCACCCACCCACCACAGAGGUUUCAACGGAGGAACUUCUCUUGUUUAGAAUAGAAGAGUUUAGAAUUGAAACUCGCGUUAAUUUUGAUGCUUGAUGCAACCAAUUUUUACCGCUAUAUUUAUAAAUCCAAUCAAUAUUUUAAAGUGUUUGUCAUGGUACAAACCUGUAUUAUUUGAUUACAACCCUUAAUGUCAAUAUAAUUUACAUCCUCCAAUAUCAUUUGUGUAGAGAAUUAUUUUGUGAUAUUAUAUAUUUCUGAAAUUUAGAUCAAAACAAAUUCAGCAGCGAACUUCCGUGUUAAACCAAGUAUGGGAGCACUAGAACCCGGUUCAACCCAAACUGUCGUUGUUAUGCUUUUGUUAAAAGGUGAUUAAACUCAAUAUUUUACGCGUCAACUACAGUAUAAGGAAGACGUUCUUAUCCGCAUGAAAUUGUUGUUAACCAUCAUCAUUUCCUUCAUUUACGCUUAACGCCCUCUCUCCUCCGCAGAAGCUUACAUGAAGUUUCUAGUGAGGGAAAAGUGAGCGCGCAAGGAGUGAUGGGAAGAGCGAAAUAAAGGAAGCCUCUGCUAGUUAAUGCAAUCAAUAUGGCGUCGUAUAUAAUCGUUUGGAGUUCGGUUUGAUAUCAACCUUCGAGGGUGUUAAAACAUGUUUCCACUUUCCUUUUCAGGCGUACUUGUGUCUCCUGGAAUGAAUCCAAUAUCAAUAUCUUCUUCUGUCCAUUUGCACCGAAAAAUAUUGAGAAAUUGCAGAUGAAUAUAAAUGGAUAUGCGCUAUCUAAUUAUAAAUAUCCUCUAAAUUGCAACAUUUCUUUAUAAGAAUGACUCUACUGAACUUCGAUACUCAGAUUAUGAAGAUCAACUUCAAUUUCUUCCACAUUUCCGUCGAUUUCAAGUUUGAAAAAAGGUCAAAUAACUGGCUUGGUUCAAAAACCAUACUUCGUUGCAUUAUGUGGCAGAGCCUUCUCGGCUUCAUUUCGUUUUCUUUAACAAUAUUCUUUGGCCUUCCAGUUGUAAAUGUGUCUAAUUAUUUUCUUUCCGACUUUCUUAUGUAAUAUCUUAGGUGAAGCAACUCAAGAAAAACAUCAUUGGAACAAGGAUAAAUUUCUUAUUUUAUACGCUGAACCCCAGGAUGAAAUUACAAGUGAAACAAGUAUUCAUGACGUGUGGAAGCACACUCCAAAGUCGAGUACUAGAGAAUACAAGUGAGUAACAAAGAAAACUAAACAUGUCUUAAAUAUAGCACAACAUCCUUCUCUCAAUCUCAUUGGUUGCCUGGCCCCUUUGUAUACGUGGUUAAAAUUUUUCCCGCCUGCCGCAAGCCCGCACGAAAGAAUCUAGGAAAUGUGAAGUUUCCUAUUAUAGAAGUAAGGUGUUAUAAAUUUUCUUCGCGAGAUUUAUUUCUUCGCUGGUGUUACAUGUACAGUGGUUUCAAAAUAAGCCGUCACCCGUCGCAUCCGACUGCAACUCUUCCAUUUGCGACGGCUACUUUCUCUUUUGUGAGUAACUAUGAAUUCUGUUAAAAUAUUAAAGUGUUUACAAAACAUUUUGUGAGCAAACAAGCGUGUAUUUUCCUGGAAUUUCGUCGAAACAUAACCACAGUCACAGAUUAGAAGCUUUGAUAAGUCUCUUGCGCGUUGAGGACAGGCUCAGAGGUCUUCUUGGUAGCGGUUUUUAACAGAUUGUACUUUAUGUAAGAUGUCACAUUCGUCUCCAAGAACAAAAACAAAAUGGCGGAAAAACGACAACGAAAGCUAGCGGAGAUGUGGUCGCUAUUGUUAUUGGACGUUGUUGUUGUAGGCAUUAAUUAUAAGAACAUAAAUUUAACAGUGUUUUAGACAUUUAAAUUAUAUGAUUUUUUUGUGUCUCAAAAAUAAAUGCUGGAAAAUGCAUCUUCUAGAGUCUAUAAGUCCAAAAUUUUCUGGAAGCAUGCCUUCCGAUCCCCCAAGUUGCGAAGUUCGGUCUUUGGUUGCAACUCCUACUCUUCCCAACUCAACGUCUACUAUGAAAUGUUUUGAAACCACUGCUGUUAAAAUGGGACUGUAUAUUUUCGUUUCAAAUUUAUAUUUUCUCUUCAACAAUCGUUAUCUCUAGAUUCUCUACAUAUGACUGAACACUGCUUUCGGUUGUUUCAUUCUUUCUCUCUCGUUCUCUCAAACAGUCUAUCUCUAACUUAUAUUUUCCUCCCUCGUGACGCACAUUUUGCAAAACCUUCCUCGCUUGGUUGGCCACAAAUCAACGUACAAAACUACCCUCACGUUCGUACAUUUCAUCUUAUUUACUAAGAUGCUAAAAAGUUCCUCUUUUCUUUUAACGUUCGUAUUUCCUGUUCUUCAAAUGUUCCAGUUUACUCGGAUUUAUGAUUAAUAUGCAUACGAAUUUAUCAAUAUUAACAGUAAAACCGGUUACAGACGAGCAAGUUUUCUAUGACAAAUUUUCAUAUGGCAAGUUUUAUUUGUCAAUUGCACUUGUGUACGUAUACAACAGAUUUUCUAUGACAAGUUUUUGGUUUUCUGACCGCCAACAUAGCUAUUAUUAUAGCUAGUACAACAAUAGAUCACUGACCAAUCUUAUGCAAAUGCUAAGAUUACUUUUCCAAAUUUUCUUCGUUGACCCAUACAGACGAACAAAAUUUGUACUUUGCCAAUUUUUUCUAUGACAAGUGCACUUGCUCAAGCUAGCAUGCUAGCCUUCUAAAACUAGUGUACUUGUCACAGAAAAAAUUGGAAAAGUUUCCUAUACAGACGAGCAAAUAAAAUUUGUCAUAUGAAAACUUGUCAUAGAAAACUUGCUCGUCUAUAACUGGUUUAAGAAAUACUGUACUAGUGUAUUCUGCACUAAAUCUAAGCUACUAAUUUACAACAUAAGGUUCUGAUUUUAAGAAUCUUUUGUUGCUUGGCACUGCUUGCUUUUGACACUGCUUGCGUUUCUCCAGAUUUCACCGCGCCCAGUGUUUUGCGCGAUCUAUUUAUUGUUGAAAAUCUCGGUAUGCGUCUCUGUCGAUCCAGAUGGUAAAUUCGGCGUCUAAACCAGAUAUAAACUGGUUCUUGUUAUUUCGGGUAAUGUUUUUUUAUAUUUUGGACGUUUGAUUUUCUACGAUCACAAACAAACCAAGCAUAACUGUCAGUUAUGAGCGAAACGUUAACGGUGCAAAAUAGCAUGAGGUUACGUCACGUGCAAAUGAUCAAUUAGCAUUUCUCACGCAGGCAAUAUCAGAAUGUGAAGAGAGACUUUUCAAAGUUGUAACUGUAAAUUUACCAUUAUACGCACAAAAACAGUGAUAAAAAGUCGCAUGCAUGUCGCAGUGCGUACACUUGGGAAAGGCAGUACACCAAAGUGGCGGAUGAACCGAGUGUGAGAAAGGCUGCUUCCUGUCCUCUGCACAGCCUGAACACAAGGUGACUACUAAAUGACGUCAUCAUAUUCUAUAUAGGUUAAACUGUCGCGUGUUGGAUGUGAAUGGGUUGGAAAAGAGACCAAAGACAAUUGAUGACGCAAUAGAGAUGAAUAUAAAAUUACAACGACAAAUGUCUCAAUUACAAUCAAAGGUCUGUUUCAUUGGAUGUUUGAUGGAAAGUUAAGCCGGUUACAGACGAGUUUUCUAUGACAAGGUUUUGGUUUUCUGACCGCCAACAUAGCUAUUAUUAUAGCUAGUACAACAAUAGAUCACUAACCAAUCGCGUGCAAAUGCUCAGAUUACUUUUCCAAAUUUUCUUUGUUGACCCAUACAGACGAACAAAAUUUGUACUUCGCCAAUUUUUUUCUAUGACAAGUGCACUUGUUCAAGCUAGCAUACUAGCCUUCAAAAGCUAGUGAGUGCACUUAUCACAGUAAAAAUUGGCAAAGUUUCCUAUACAGACGAGCAAAUAAAAAUUGUCAUAUGAAAACUUGUCAUAGAAAACUUGACAGAAAAGCUUGACCGGCUUUAACAGAAAUGCAAUACCUCUGUAAUAGAAAAAUCGGAUGCGUUCUCAUCAAUAGCAAUGGCAUACCUAAUUUUAAGAAUUUUUUAUCACUGCACAGUUUUGUGCAAAGUUUAGUCGAGCAGAAGCACGCCCUGAAAAUUUCUGAACACACCCUUAUAAUAAUGUGUAGCGACAAAGCAGGCUACUAUUCUUAUUCAAAAAUGCCAAAACGAACAUACACUGCACAGCACUCAGGGAAAUUAAUUGGGGGCCCAGGACAAACUUUGACUUGGGGGCUCUCGUGAUUCCAUGUUCUAACACUAUGAUUCCCUGGUCCGGGGGCAUCACCCGGAAAAAUUUUGAAUCUGAGGUCCCAGAAAUGGCCAAAUCCUGCAUUCUGGAAGUCUAGUUGACCCAGCGGGCAAAAUGACGUUUAUCCAACGUUGAAUCAACGUUGGAAAUGACCUUCCAGACGUUGGAUAGGCGUUGAAAAAGGGUUGACUAUGCAAAUUGGAUCGACGUUACUGUUUCGACGUUGAAACAACGUUGAAAUUAGGUUGCCAGUCUCGUCAACCAUAAUUCAACGUUGAAUCCACGUUAAAACAACGUUGAGAUUGGUUCACAAAUCGACGUCGUACAUUUAACCAUGAAUGAACGUUAAUCAGUCCACGUCUGUUGGCUGCUGUUGAACCAAUGUUUGUAAAACAACGUCAGAGCAACGUAGAUAUUAGGUUGUCGACGUCGCAACCUUUUUUCUACCAAAUUUCAACGUUGAAACAACGUCGUGUGCCCAGUGGGGACAGUUAGUUAUAUCUAUGUACAUUUCACUGCAAUUCUUUAUUUGGGCCCCCCUUUAACUGGGGUCCCAGGGCAAAUUACACCCCUCUGGGCGGCCUUGACAGCACCUGCAGUUACGACUAUCUGUGAAAGCUUAGUUUCAUAAUAACAUGACUGAAGAAAAUAAAUAUUUUCGUCUUGGCAAAUGAAAGGCGGCUUACGGGCUUAGGCGUGACAAACUUCUAGAGGAGUUCCAGGGGAAUGCACCCACAGACAAUUUUGUAAUCUAGGCACUAUAAAAGGGUAUCUCCUGCAUUGUGCGGGGACAUUCUAUAGAAUUCUGAAAAUUAUACAGUAAUUACAAAAUCUUAGAAGUAUCAUUCGCACCUUCUUCCAAACUCAUAAAGAGAUCUUUGGUGAGAGACUUUGUUCAUCUGAUGAACCAUAAGUAUGUUAUUAAUGCGGACGUUCGAUAAUUUGGCAGUCAUCAUUUCAAUUUCAAUUAAAUCGUUCUCAUUCAAAAUGUUUCGCCGGAUUAGUUCAGUUUUUUCUGCUCAUUGUCUCAUUUUCUUGUGUUAAUUAACAACUUAUCAAAGCAAAUUUUAUCACUGCACAUUUUACAUUUUUUCACUGCACAUUUUACUUUUAUCACUGCACAAAUUGGUUAUCACUGCACACUAAAAUUAGGUAUGAGCAAUGGCCAAUGCGUAACUUGAACAUUUGGUUGGUUGAAACUUUAUUGUAUUGGUUGAUUAUCAUCAUCAUCAUCACAUGUCGGACAAAAGCAUGCAUGGGAUUUGGCGCCUACUGUCAAUAUUAUAUGGGGUGCCUAGAAUGUAAGCCAUUUUGUUAGUUUUACCAUAUGAUAUAUAUUUUCUUAAAGAAAAAUGUCAAUUUUUGUACGUAUCUCCGCUUCAACAAAAUGGCUUACAGCGACAGAAAGGGCUCAAGAAAAGAGCAAAAGAAUCUAUUUGUCUCUCCGUGUACAUGUAAAUUGGUCAGGAGAAUUCAAAGUAAAUGUAUAUGGGCACCCCCUCUAAUAUUGAUAGGUAGGUGCUAAGGAACGUCUCUGCAUGAUCAAGGCUAAAUUGUGUGAUGCUAAAUUGUGUGACGACUUAAUUGACUGUAUAAUGUAAUGGUCAUACCUAAUAUAUGCAAUGGCCUUCGUAUUUAUACAUGAAUUUGUGGUUAGAGCUCGACAAUUAGUGUCUCUCUGUAGCUCAAUUGGUUAGAGCGCUGCACUGGAAUGGCAGGUUCGAUACCUGCCAGAGGGCCGAUAUAGUUGUAUUUUUCUGCUCCUGAUUACAGGUCUAAUAAAUGUAUAAAAAUUCCACUUGAAAUUUCCAUCUCCGCUACCUGAGUAUCAGGAUGGAUAACAAGUUGCAUUCCUAACUUCUGUAGAGUACAUCCAGACCUUGUAUACAUUCUGUUAAUUAUGGUUUUAUAUUUUUUAAUUUAGUUUUCUUACACUUCCCUUGCGUUAUCAUUUUGUUUUAAUUUCUUCUUUAAUUAGAUGGAAAAUUUCACGGAUCCACUUCAACAUAUACAAGAACAACUACAUCAGCAGAGAUCGUUUCUCGUCGCAGUGUCAAUAGCAUUCGUGAUUUUGUUAUCGCUUAUGUUUUGGUUCCGUUAACUAUUUCAAUCAUGCACUAAUCAAACGUAUUCGUGAAUUAUGUAUAACAUUGCUUUGGUCUUUGUUAUUGUGAAAAUUAUUUUCAAAUUUUUGUAACACAAAUUAGUCUUUAUAGAUUGUAAAAAUAAAAUGAUCAAAUCAAA
Molecule: messenger RNA, 22645 nt
Organism: Paramuricea clavata
Lineage: Eukaryota; Metazoa; Cnidaria; Anthozoa; Malacalcyonacea; Plexauridae
Source: the annotation of a GenBank genome assembly